GCUCUCUGAGAACAUGACUUGUGGAACAACACAACCUGUGCGGCUUUUAUAUAUGUCCCGGCAUUGAACUGACUGAACAUUUCCACAAUGUUGGCUUGUAAACGGAUCUUAACCGGCACUAUGAUCUCUGCUCUCCGGGUUCAUCGCAGUAGUAAAGUUGCUGUGUGUGGCCAUGUGCAGAGGUGGCUGUCCUCACAAACGGACGGAGAGACCCGCAUCGCAAACGUGCUGAAGGAGAAGUUCCCGUUAGCCGCGUCGCUCAAAGUUGUGGAUAUAUCAGGUGGUUGUGGAGCCAUGUAUGAGAUCCAUAUAGAGUCCAAUGAGUUCAAAGGAAAAAGGACCAUCCAACAACACCAAUUAGUUAAUCAGGCGCUCAAGGAGGAGAUUCAAGGAAUGCACGGACUGCGAAUAUUCACUGAUGUUCCAAAACAUUAGAGAAAGUCCUUCCACUGCUGACCCACAACUUUCUCCUUUGUUCAACCUGUCUAUCGUGAAUGUAGAGUUUUAAAGAGUGUAGUUGUUAAUGUGUCAGUGGCAGAAAAGCAGAGGGACAUUGUCUCAUUGUCUCUGGCAGUUACACAUUAACAGUGGGAAAUGUAAAAUAAAUGUAUGGCUACACUAGUGAGAUAUCAUCUACUCUGUGAUGGUACAUAAAACGGGUGAAGGCUACAAUACGCACAAAAUGACUUGGGGAAAAUGCUUUUAAAAAGUCAAGUUAUGUAGGUUUUUGACCAAUUUGGGGUUUUCUCAGGGUUGAUAAUACUAGUCUAAUAAAUAGCAGCCGAGGAAGUAGUCAAUACAAUCUUCCUAAAUGUUGGAGAAUUACUACACACUCUUGUCUGUGGAGCAUUAUUUUUCACUGUGAUCACAAUUUAUCUGUUACUGUUCAAUGAAAGUUGAUUGAUUUUUAAAUCAAUUACUAACUAUUGGAUUAUACAUGGACCUCGUAUUCAUGCUACCUAUGCAUUGAUAAUGCUUAUUGCAAUAAAAAGCAGGAGCUUUCCUCCACAC
This is a messenger RNA of Anarrhichthys ocellatus (wolf-eel), 1011 nucleotides long. RefSeq names its product bolA family member 3 (gene bola3). The record is from RefSeq and is a predicted model, not a curated record. The transcript has 4 exons. Bases 88 to 435 code for a protein of 115 amino acids. NCBI's taxonomy places the organism in Eukaryota, Metazoa, Chordata, Actinopteri, Perciformes, Anarhichadidae. Gene Ontology annotation, cellular component: mitochondrial matrix.